AUGGUUGUCAUGGCUAGCAUUGUCACCUGGCCAAGAAGUAUGGUUGCCAUCAACUUAACAACAUUGUUCAGACAAGUCUCUCCUCUAGAUUUCUCACACUGUUUGCGUUUGGUGGAAGUACGUAUACCAAAUUACGUGGUUAAGGGCUCAGCAGCACAGCUUGAGUGCCUCUAUGAUUUGGAUGGUGAAUCUUUGUACUCGGUAAAAUGGUAUAAGGAUGGCAAUGAAUUCUAUCGAUAUGUACCCAGAGAUAUGCCGCCAGCACAAACAUUCCUGCUGCCAGGUGUUUCAGUUGAUGUUCACAAUUCAAGCGAUGCUGUGGUGACAUUACGCGAAGUUAACCUACAAUCAGCCGGCCGAUUUCGCUGUGAAGUAUCCGGGGAGGCACCCUCAUUUCAGACAGUUACUGAACAUGGUGAUAUGGUUGUUGUAUCCUUACCUGACCAAGGUGCUCCCAAAAUAACCGGUGGCCGUCCUCGCUAUCAGAUUGGUGACACGGUGCGCAUCAACUGCACAGCUGGUCGUUCAAAACCUGCCGUUCAAUUGGCAUGGUUCAUAAAUGGCGAACCCGCUGAACCCUAUCAAUUGCGUAAAUACGAUCCAAUCUUGUGGGGUCGUGACGGUUUGGAAACCUCAAUUUUGGGCCUCCAAUUCCGUGUAGAUCAACAUCAUUUUCGUAAUGGUGAUAUGAAAUUGAAGUGUGUUGCAUCACUUUCCACCUUCUAUUGGCGCAGCAAUGAAGAAUCUGUCGAAGGUGAUCGCCCGCAAAAAGCACCCGUACUCGAAUCCCGCGAAACUGUGUACGCCAGCAAUUCAAGAGCUGAUCCCGUACAAGGUAUGUCAUUGCGGGAAAGUUUUGUUACCAAAAUUUUAUCGUUUUUCAUUCAACCAAAUGCAGCCAAUAAAACGGAUUCCACAAUGACAACAAUAAAGCCCUCCACAUUAAUACUGCUGAUUGCGAUGGCUUUACUGACAUCAAGUGGUUGUUUCGAACAACUAC
Molecule: messenger RNA, 1000 nt
Organism: Musca vetustissima
Lineage: Eukaryota; Metazoa; Arthropoda; Insecta; Diptera; Muscidae
Exons: 5
Source: RefSeq, a predicted model, not a curated record